Messenger RNA from Quercus lobata, 2663 nucleotides. RefSeq names its product MDIS1-interacting receptor like kinase 2-like. Gene Ontology annotation, molecular function: protein binding; ATP binding; protein kinase activity. Gene Ontology annotation, biological process: protein phosphorylation. The transcript has 2 exons. NCBI's taxonomy places the organism in Eukaryota, Viridiplantae, Streptophyta, Magnoliopsida, Fagales, Fagaceae. The record is from RefSeq and is a predicted model, not a curated record. The coding region runs from base 1 to 2598 and encodes 865 amino acids.
AUGGCUCCCUCUGUUUCCAUUUCUAUUCUGAUAGUAGCAUUAUGGGUUCUUUAUAUCUUGAUGCACUCCACAACUAUGGUUAUUGCAGCUGGCUCUGUGGCAGCAUCUAAUUCAUCAGCGCUUGAACUAGAAGCGAAGGCUCUCCUGGAGAGUGGGUGGUGGAGUGAUCACUCCAACGAUUCAUUCUUAAAUCAUUGCGAGUUGGAUGGAAUCAUGUGCAAUGCUGGUAGAAGCGUCAUAAAGAUUGACAGGGGUAGGUACUAUCAGGGAGAUGAGAUCAGUAAACUCAACAUCUCUUCCUUCCCAAAUUUAGUCCGUCUUGAUCUUUCUCGUAAUUGGCUUACGGGGAGCAUUCCAGUUGAGAUAGGCACCCUUUCAAAGCUCACCCACCUUGAUCUGUCCUUUAAUAAUCUCACAGGUAGGUUGCCUCCUUCAUUUGGAAACCUCACUCAAUUAGUGAAAUUUGACAUUUUUUCAAAUUCUAUCAUCGGUGAGUUACCUCUUUCACUUGCAAACCUCACUAGAUUACAGGCAUUUAACAUUUCCUCUAAUCUAGUCAGUGGUUCCAUACCCGAAGGAUUAGGUAAUUUAAAGAAUCUUCUAGAAUUAAGAUUGAGUGAUAACAAAUUUACCGGAGCAAUCCCUUCUGCUCUUGGCCUUUUAACCAAUCUUUCCAUCUUGGAUUUGUCUUUUAAUAAAAUCAAUGGUUCUAUAGUGCCAGAAAUUGGAUUGCUAAAGAAUUUGUUGGAAUUGGACCUACAAGAAAACAAUCUCACUGGUCCAAUCCCUUUGUCUAUAGGUCAUCUAACCAAUUUGGUUUCUUUGUCUCUUUCUAUGAAUCAAAUCAAUGGUCACAUUCCACUAGAAAUAGGUCAUCUAACCAAUUUGAACUCUUUGUUUCUUGAUUCGAACCAAUUCAAUGGUUCCAUUCCUCCUGAAAUAGGCAACAUGACGAAUUUGGAAGACUUGCAUCUCAAUAAUAACAAUAUUGUUGGUCCAAUCCCUUUGACUAUAGGUCAUUUAACUAGCUUGCAAACUUUGUCCCUUAGUGGGAACCAAAUUAGUGGUUCCAUCCCCAAAGAAAUAGCUGGUUGCAAGCGGUUGAGUGAAUUGGAAUUGAGCCAUAACCAUUUAACUGGAAGCCUUCCAUCUCAAAUUAGUGACCUUCAGUUUUUAAAUGCUACGGACCUAAGUUAUAAUACUAUCAGUGGGGAAAUUCCUUUUAAACUAGGGGAUUCACAAACUUUAAAGUUCUUGAAUCUCAGCAACAAUAAUCUUACUGGAAAUAUUCCGGAUCUUUCACAUUCAGUAACAGAAGUGAACUUUUCCCACAAUUCUUUCCAUGGUCAGAUCCCAGAUAUGUGUGGCUACUACUAUACUUGUGCACCUUCAAACUUCAUCGGCAACAAAGAUUUAUGUGGUGAUGUCGAAGGCUUCCCUCCUUGCCCAAGCAACAAUAGAUCCAUUGUCCAUCAAAUAAAAUUUUUUGUUCCCUUACUUGCUUUCACUACGUUUUUACUUCUUAGGUAUUUUUUCCGCUCUCGAUGUAGAGUUAGGAAAAUGUCAUCUGAGUCAAGGGAAACAAAGAAUGGGGAUUUGUUCUCAAUAUGGAAUUAUGAUGGAAAAAUUGCAUAUGAAGACAUCAUUGAAGCAACAGAGGACUUUGACAUUAGAUAUUGUAUUGGAACAGGUGGUUAUGGUAGUGUUUACAAAGCACAGUUGCCUAAUGGUAAAGUGGUUGCCUUAAAGAAACUUCAUCGCUUAGAGGCUGAGGAUCCAAAUUUUGACAAGAGUUUUAGAAAUGAGGUCAAAAUUUUAACGGAAAUCCGACAUCGGAAUAUUGUGAAACUGCACGGUUAUUGUUUGCACAAACGAUGCAUGUUUUUGGUCUAUGAGUAUAUGGAAAGGGGAAGUCUAUUUUGUGUCCUACACAACAAUGCUGAGGCUGUAGAAUUGGAUUGGAUGAAGAGGGUGAACAUAAUCAAAAGUACAGCACAUGCAUUAUCUUAUAUGCAUCAUGAAGGUGUCCCAGUAAUUGUCCAUCGAGAUAUAACAAGCAACAAUAUUCUAUUGAAUUUUGAGUUAGAGGCAUUUGUGUCAGAUUUUGGCACAGCUAGACUCCUUGAUUCAGAUACCUCCAAUCAAACUUUAAUGGCUGGGACUUACGGUUAUAUUGCUCCAGAAUUGGCCUACACUAUGAAGGUGACUGAAAAAAGUGAUGUUUAUAGCUUUGGAGUGGUGGCAUUAGAAAUAUUAAUGGGAAGGCAUCCAGGCGAACUCUUGACAUCAUUAUCAUCACCUCAAAGUGUGAUGCUAAAUGAAAUAUUAGACAAGCGUCUCCCACCUCCAAAUCGUUUGGUUGCACAGGAUGUUUUUCUUGUUGCUGCAAUUUCAUUUGCUUGCUUACGUGCUAAACCAAAGUCUAGGCCGACAAUGAAAUCAGUGUCUCAAGAAUUUCUUUGUCACAAGAAACCAAUAAUGAACCCCUUACAUGCAGUUUCAGUAUGGCAGCUAAGAAACCAAGAAACUUAUAUGGUUGGAGAGAGUGAAACCCAUUUUGAAAGUCCUUGUUUUCUGGUUGAGAAAGAUAAUGUUUGAUGAGCUUCUAUGAAAAAAUUGUUGUGUAUUACAAUUACAAUAGCUUAAAAAUUCUGUUUGUAAGU